AGAUUUCAUGCAUGCGUAUUUCUUUUAUUUAACAAGAGUAAUUAAUUACUGGGUAUAUUAUUGUUCUUGCCAAAUAAUAUAUGGCUACAGGCCAGCAAGGACCACCAACCCGUCCAUGGUUUCGUUUAGCUACCAUGGUUCGUCCACCCCCAUCAGCCGCACCAGCUCCACAGCCUGCUCAAGCGCCACCAUCAAGGCCAACAAUAAUUACUCGACCAGAACUCGCUCUUCGACUCUCACAACCACCAGUAGUAGCUAGAGCAACACCGACACCCAUCACAUCCUCCCCUCCAAAAACAGAGCAAAUUAUCCCUUCUAACCCUACUACUACUACUACUACUACUACUAUUUCUAACCCUCCAUCACCAUUAGCUCUCCCUUCACCACAGCUCAAGUAUUCCAAUCAAGCAACGAAAGUAGACAAUAAUGAUAACAGUAGACGCAGCUUGGAUAAGAGAACAAAGACAGCCAUAAACAAGCUGCGCCCAGAGGAUGUUGUUGGUAAUGGGAUGACAAGAAGGGUUAUAAUUGCUGGUGAAAACAAGGGAGCCAUCAUGGAUGUCUCAAGUGAUAAGUCAGCUGCAUCAGAUACCAAUAACUACUACUCAAAAAAAUCAAAUAUAAGUAGGAACAAUAACUACAUUAAACCACUUAUGGGUGCAGUCAUGAAUAGUAAUGUACAGGGUGUAAACAAUUCUAUUCUCUGCAACUCUUCCACCACUCAUCAUGACCCUGGUCUCCAUCUUUCUCUCUCAAGAAAAAAUGCCUCUAGUAGUAGUGGCCGGGGCAAUUAAUUAGAUCAAACUCCGCAUAAGUAAAGCAACACAUAAAAGAUACAUUAAUAAUAAAUAAAUAACGCAACCACUUGUGUUUCUUUUAUCAUCAUCUCCAGUACUGAUCAAUAAUUAGACUAGUCAAAUGUAUGGUCUCAAAAUAUAUAUAUUCCUACAUACAAGACAUAUUCUCAAAGCUUUUUAAAUUUA
Molecule: messenger RNA, 983 nt
Organism: Erigeron canadensis
Lineage: Eukaryota; Viridiplantae; Streptophyta; Magnoliopsida; Asterales; Asteraceae
Product: swi5-dependent recombination DNA repair protein 1 homolog
Exons: 1
Coding region: 81-794 (237 amino acids)
Source: RefSeq, a predicted model, not a curated record